AGUCAAGACCCAAGAUCGGUUUAUAUGGCAGCUAUAUCAAAACAUGGACCGAUAUGGCCCAUUUACAAUGCCAUCCGACCUACACUAAUAAGAAGUAUUUGUGCAAAAUUUCAAGCGGAUAGCUUUACUCCUUCGGAAGUUUGCGUGCUUUCGACAGACUGACGGAUGGACGGACAGACGGACGGACAUGGCUAGAUCGACAUAAAAUGUCGCGACGAUCAGACGAAUAUUUCGAGUAGUUACAAACCGAAUGACGAAAUUAGUAUACCCCCCAUCCUAUGGUGAAGGUUAUAAAAAAGCCACUGGUUGCAGUACUCUGUUGCGGACACGCUCCUCAGUUAAAAUAGGAAAGAACCUCUCCAAACCAUUCAAUAUCAAACGUGGUUUGGCAAGGAGAUAACCUAUCGUGUGAUCUCUUUAGUAUCCUGCUGGAGAAGAUUAUACUAAAUAGAAGCAGGUAUACUAGUUACAAGAGAACAUACGACUCGCCUAUGGGUCGGACACCGAAAGAAGCAAAUGCAGCCUUUGAAAGUAUCAAAAGAGAAUCAAUGAAAGUGGGUAUGGCAGUAAAUGUAUUGUAUACGAUAUGAUAAUAAUAGAUACGACAAAGUGGAUGAUAUCAACUCCCUAUAAACCCGAAAAUGGAAAAAGUUCUGAGAGACAAUGGAGGAUAAUGUUGGGAUUGUCAGCAACUUUAUCACCAGUUAUGAAAUAUAACGAAGGAUAAUAUUGGCUUGCAGAUGCUAUAUUUAAUUAACCAUGCAUAUGAGGAGCAAAUCCACCACACAAGAUACUGAUACUACCCGUGCUGUUGUAUGGCUGCGAAGCAUGGGUACUUGCGAAAGCAGAUGAGGCGCUACUUUAACUGUUUGAGAGAAAAAUCCUGCGUAAAAUAUAUGGAUCAGUCAGCGUUAAUCGAGAAUAUAGGUGUCGUAUGAACCACAAGCUGUAUGAUGACGAUAGCAUAGUUAAAUGCACCAAAAUACAACGGUUGCGUUUGAUAGAUCCUGUUGUCUGAAUGAAUGAAAAUGCUCCAGCAAAGGUAUUUAAAUGCGACCAUAGUAGAAUACGCAAAAGGGGAAGACCAAAACUCCGACCAAUUGGACAGCAAUGUCUCGAAACUGGGUGUCAGAGAUUGGAGAAAAAUCGCAGAAAAUGGCGCUUGGACAUAUAUAUUGCACGUUUGGCUAGAGGAAUAAAUUUUUUGUAAUGGCCAACUAAACUGAGACUUCCAUCAAAAGUUGAAGACAUGCUCAAAGUCGGAUUUAUGGUUGAUUGUAAAUUUAUUGUUGGACCCAACCCAGAAAAGGCUGAAAUAAUAUUCGGACACAAAUGGAUGUUUGCGGUAGAAUCCCCUGUGUUCGAGAGAAUGUUCUGUGGCGACUUUAUGGAAGCAAAAAAUUCAACGGAAAUACGUCUACCGGAUGAUGAUCCCAAUGCUUUCAGAAAUUUACGCCGUCUACUAUAUUACAUUCGAGAAGCUCGUGUAGAUGCUCUUAAUCUGGAGGAUACAAUUGGAUUGUACAAACUUUGUGAUAAAUAUAUGUUUGCAUCAAUUAUAAAAUUGUGCUCAGAACACUUACAGAACUUUUUAGUUGAUAUUGAUGAUGCCGGACUUAUAAUAAUAUUUGCAGCUGCUAUUGAACUUAGAAAUGAACCACUCUUAGAGGGCGUAAAGGAGAAACUCAAGUCACGCUUAUAUCCACUGAUUGCAGAGAUUAACGAACUAAAUAAAAUACAUUUUAUGGAAUACACUCAGCUCUACAUAGAAACAAACUCGGAGAAUACAGAUCAUUUGGCUUUGUUUAAUGCAAUAGAAAAAUAUUUGACACAACAUAAUUUAAUACCACAACCUCUAAAAGAAGCGGGUCAUUAUCCUGUGAUUAGCAAAGCGCUAUUUGGUCAAGAAGCCGUUGCACUAAUCAGCGAAGAGAGAAAGCCGGAAUUAUUGGAACGCCUCAUUGCUUGCGUCGAUUUUGCCAAAAUUUCAACUGAAAAUUUUCUAGCUGGGCCGGGUAUAUCAAAAUUACUUACUUGGCAACAAAAGUAUUUUAUCCUUUCACAACUGUGCUCGGGUGAACCAAAACCAUCAACUAUUAAACUAUUUCAAAAUAUUACAGAGCCUAAUACAAUUUAGUAAGAUCUAAUUAUAACCUUAUAAUUAUGAAGUAAUCAAAAAUAAAUUAUUUUAUUUAGGAA
Stomoxys calcitrans (stable fly) is the source of this 2199-nucleotide messenger RNA. RefSeq lists its product as uncharacterized. NCBI's taxonomy places the organism in Eukaryota, Metazoa, Arthropoda, Insecta, Diptera, Muscidae. Gene Ontology annotation, biological process: neurogenesis. The coding region runs from base 1250 to 2137 and encodes 295 amino acids. Gene Ontology annotation, molecular function: protein binding. Gene Ontology annotation, cellular component: cytosol; P-body. The record is from RefSeq and is a predicted model, not a curated record. The transcript has 3 exons.